Lottia gigantea (owl limpet) is the source of this 2772-nucleotide messenger RNA. RefSeq lists its product as hypothetical. The record is from RefSeq and is a predicted model, not a curated record. Bases 1 to 1956 code for a protein of 651 amino acids. The transcript is spliced from 15 exons. NCBI's taxonomy places the organism in Eukaryota, Metazoa, Mollusca, Gastropoda, Lottiidae. Gene Ontology annotation, cellular component: membrane; endomembrane system.
AUGGCUGACGAUUCUGCUGUGAAUGAAUCAGCGCAAGUUGUUUCAAGGAAUACUGAUAAUGGCACAACUGUACAGUCUCAAAAUGAUACUCAAGAGAAUCAGGUGGAAGGAUCUGAAAAUCAACCUGCACAACCACAGGGCUUUAAUUUUUGGUCAACAAUAAAGACAUUGUUUGUUAGAAUGCUCUUUAUUUACCUAAUUUCAAGCUUCUUCCGUAGAUCACCAACAAAUCCUACACCAAACACUACUCAAGAUGGAUCCCCAGCACCUGUAAAUAAAUUAAAUGGACCUUCUGGACCUGCCACUAAUCUAUUCUCUAAAGGCACUAUAAUGGACCUAUAUGUGUACAUAUCAGAACAAGAAGAUUUCACAGAUUUUGAUAAUGAACAGGCCUUGUUUUGGACAAAGAAAAAUCUGAUAUAUGGCGAUUGGACAGAUGGAGAAAAUGGAGAUGGAACAUUUGAACACAGUGGAAAGAUUCCUGCGUCUCAGAAAUUGCAGAACAAUGGAUCUCUAUAUCUACAUGCAUACUUUGUCAGUGAAGGAAGAUCACCAGAUCCAAGCAAUAAAGGAAAAUACAGCAAAAGGAAAACAGUCUACAGAUCUAAACAAUUGAAUAAAUUUAAAAAGAGAACCUUUCAUAGCUCUGUCAAUUUAUUAACUGGUGAAACAGAUGUUCAUCCAGAUCUUAUCAAGAAAGAAAAUAUGUCAUCAUUUGAGAUCUUAUCACACUGGCAUCCUAAUUUAACAUUGAAUCUACUAGAUGAUCAUUCACCAUGGAUGAGAGGCUCAGUUCCACCACCUUUAGAUGAAUAUAUAGAUUUUGUACCUGGAUUAAAUCACUAUUAUCCUGUGAUAUAUUUUAAUGAUUAUUGGAAUUUACAAAGAGACUAUACACCCAUUAAUGAUACUCUAAAAGUCCUGAAUUUUACUCUGACCUAUUCCCCUAUCUCACUGUUUAAAUGGCAGAUGUAUGCUGCUCAAGGUAUGAGAAAUAAAUGGUACUCAUUUAUGGGUGGUGAUAUGAUGGAAGAAUCAGACCAAGAUCAAGAUUCUUUAAAGACUGCAUUUAUUGAGACUAACCCCUAUCUAUUAGGUAUGACUAUUGUAGUCUCUAUUUUACACAGUAUCUUUGAAUUCUUAGCUUUUAAAAAUGAUAUCCAGUUUUGGAAAAGUCGUAAAUCUCUGGAAGGAUUAUCAGUUCGAUCUGUAUUUUUUAACGUAUUUCAAUCAUUAAUAGUAUUAUUAUAUGUUAUGGACAAUGAGACCAAUACAGUGGUUCGAAUCAGUAUAUUUAUAGGAUUAGGCAUUGAAAUAUGGAAAAUUCACAAAGUUAUGGAUGUCAAGUUUGACAGAGAAAGAAGAGUCUUUGGUAUAUUUCCUAGAAUUAGUAUCACAGAUAAAUCAAGUUAUACACAAUCUAAUACUAAACAGUAUGAUAUGUUAGCAUUUAAAUAUUUAUCAUGGUUGUUGUAUCCAUUGAUAAUAGGCUAUGCUAUAUAUUCAUUAUUAUAUCAAGAACAUAAAGGCUGGUAUUCCUGGGUACUUGGUAUGAUGUAUGGUUUCUUACUCACUUUUGGUUUUAUAAUGAUGACUCCACAGUUAUUUAUUAAUUAUAAACUAAAAUCAGUAGCUCAUCUACCAUGGCGUAUGUUAACAUAUAAAGCAUUAAAUACCUUUAUAGAUGAUAUAUUUGCUUUUGUUAUCAAGAUGCCAACACUGUAUAGAUUAGGUUGUCUACGUGAUGAUGUGAUAUUUUUUAUCUAUUUAUAUCAAAGAUGGAUUUAUAGAGUUGAUCCCACCAGAGUCAAUGAAUUUGGUGUUAGUCAAGAAAUGUUAGAACAAAAUGGUGAUGCCAAACCAGUUGAAGGAGAAGAAGAUACCCAAGCCAUAGAAGGAGGAGAUGGUGAUCUCUCUUCUCAACCUAAAACAGAACAAGAUAAAAAGGAGGAUUAACUUAUGUAUAUUGAAAUUAUUGGCUUUAUCAUAUUGGGACAAUGGAGUCAUAUUUGGAAAUUAUCCUAUAGUUUACAACAGAUUUCUUUUGCUGUCAACUGGACCAAUAGCCUAUAUGAUUUAAAGGGGUCGAAAUUAGUUCGUUAUUAUUGAACUGCAUUGGCCAAGAUAUCACAGAUUGCAAAGUGAUUCCUAAAGCCAAUUUAUGAUAAAGUCUAAUCUUAAAUUAUUAUUCCCAUAGAAAUAUCAAAUUGAUGCUAUCAGUGUCCCCGAUACACAUUACUAAAUUUAGAAAAACGUUUUACAAUCCCUUUAAAACAUAACCACAAACAGUGCAUUUUACUUUUAGGUAGUCUAAGUAGUAUAGCUUGUUUAGUUUUAAUUUAUUCUACACAAAAAAUAAAGUAAACUGUUAAUGAAUUAGACCUGGAUGAGCAAAGAUACCUUUGCUUGAAUAUACCUUAAAACAUAUGAACACUGAGUAAAAUAUUCAUCUUAGCCUAAAAUAUCAAUCAAAAUAGAAAAAGAUCAAAUGCAAAUAGUAUCCGCUUUUCUUAUGUACAUUAAGUAAAUGAUAUAAAAUAGUACAAGUAGAAUGAAUUUGCUGCCAAGUUGAGCAUGUAUUUUAGAGAUUGAAGAGUGUUCCUGUAGGUUAAUUAUAUGCAGACUAUUUUUGAUGAAAGACAUCCAAUUUUAUGUUAUAUUUGAAUCCCCAGUUAUUGUAAUAUUUCAUUAGAAAUCCUCAUAUUGUUCAUGUACCAUUUGUAAUUUGAGAUUCAUUUUUAGCAAGAUAUAAAAAAAUAAAUUUUAAUACUU